Messenger RNA from Cutaneotrichosporon cavernicola, 1368 nucleotides. RefSeq lists its product as uncharacterized. The coding region runs from base 1 to 1368 and encodes 455 amino acids. The record is from RefSeq and is a predicted model, not a curated record. The transcript is spliced from 5 exons. NCBI's taxonomy places the organism in Eukaryota, Fungi, Basidiomycota, Tremellomycetes, Trichosporonales, Trichosporonaceae. Gene Ontology annotation, molecular function: 1-alkyl-2-acetylglycerophosphocholine esterase activity.
AUGCCCUUACUCCCUUACAUCCCCGUGAUCUCAUCCACCCUUCCCCCUCCAACCGGGCCCUACGGUGUGGGCUACGCUGUCGUCCACGCUCCGGCACAGAUCUGGUAUCGCCCCUCGCCGGUGUUCAAGGACUCGUCUCCGCGGGCUGGCGAGCCCGCCCUCCGUAUCAUCGGGAGCACGUUUGCGAUAUAUUACCCCACCGAUACGCGGGGAGGGCGCGCGCAGUGGAUUCCUGACCCUGUGGGCGGCGUGUUGGCUGGUUAUGGCCGGUACUUUGGUGCGGGGGAGUGGCUUUUACCGAUUGUCAGUGGAGCCGCAUCACGCUAUCAAGUCCCUGUGUCACCAAACGCUCCCCUCCGGCCAACAGACAAGCCAUACCCCCUAGUCAUCUUCAGCCACGGCAUAUGUGGUACCCUCACCACCUACUCACAAUGGGCCGCCAACCUUGCGAGCGAGGGAUAUGUCGUGUUGGCCAUCGAGCACGCCGACGGGUCUGGGCCGUACGUCGUCCUCCCCGACGGUGAUGGCGAGUUACCGUUGACCAUCAUGCGGGAACUGGAAUGGGACGACUCUCCGGACUCGAACCCCACCCCGACGUCGUCGUCUCCGUCAUCUACGGCCAGCUCUAUCUUCUUGGGACUCUCGGGACUGGGAAAGGUAAAGCGGGGCAAGGCCGAGGCCGACCUCCGCGCGCUCCAGCUCGACCAGCGGGUACGUGAAGUCUACGCUGCGCACGCGGCCUUCUCUAACCCCUCGAAUUGGAAAGUGGACGGGUUGGACGAAGCAAAAAGGCCCAAGUGGACCGCGUCCUUUGCGGAACAGGUCGACUCAUCCCGCCCGGCGCUGGCGGGACACUCGUUCGGCGCAUCCACCGUCUUCCGCGCACUCGAAGCCCCACCCGACGAUUACAAGCCGCUCGACGUGUCUGCAGCCCUAGCCCUCGACCACUGGUGGGAACCUUUCGCGCCACUCGGCGACCGGCCGCCCAUCGUCGACCCACCACCAAUCCUGGCCAUCAACAGCCAGGAAUACACCCUGGCGUCGCAAUGGCCAUUUAUCCUAGAGGACUGUCAGAAAGCACAGGCAAGCCUCGUCACGAUCAUUGGGACCAAUCACGAGAGCUUCUGCGACUUUCCCGUCAUCGUGACUGCCUCUCUCGCCACCGAUAUGAAGUACCUCAAGACAAUCCACCAACUUUCUCUCGCCCUCCUAAAGGGAUCGCUCGACGACAAGCUGGGCACACCGGAUGGAGGCAAGUUUCCGCGGACAUGCUUUGGGAAGAUGGCGGGACGGCGGGGUGAGGUGGUCACUCAUCUCCGCGGUAACAAGGUUCAAGAGUCCCAGACCGCGGAUACGCCAAAACAAUGA